Messenger RNA from Nilaparvata lugens (brown planthopper), 762 nucleotides. RefSeq lists its product as uncharacterized. The transcript is spliced from 2 exons. The annotation marks the transcript as partial. NCBI's taxonomy places the organism in Eukaryota, Metazoa, Arthropoda, Insecta, Hemiptera, Delphacidae. The record is from RefSeq and is a predicted model, not a curated record.
AUGAUAGCUUCAUUAAAGGCAGCAAUCAAGAUUGUCGCAUACCACGCGUCAGCGAGUCGCCAGCAGCAGCAGCAGCAGCAGCAGCAGCAGCAGCAGCAGCAGCAGCAGCAGCAGCAGCAGCAGCAGCAGCAGCAGCAGCAGCAGCAGCAGCAGCAGCAGCAGCAGCAGCAGCAGCAGCAGCAGCAGCAGCAGCAGCAGCAGCAGCAGCAGCAGCAGCAGCAGCAGCAGCAGCAGCAGCAGCAGCAGCAGCAGCAGCAGCAGCAGCAGCAGCAGCAGCAGCAGCAGCAGCAGCAGCAGCAGCAGCAGCAGCAGCAGCAGCAGCAGCAGCAGCAGCAGCAGCAGCAGCAGCAGCAGCAGCAGCAGCAGCAGCAGCAGCAGCAGCAGCAGCAGCAGCAGCAGCAGCAGCAGCAGCAGCAGCAGCAGCAGCAGCAGCAGCAGCAGCAGCAGCAGCAGCAGCAGCAGCAGCAGCAGCAGCAGCAGCAGCAGCAGCAGCAGCAGCAGCAGCAGCAGCAGCAGCAGCAGCAGCAGCAGCAGCAGCAGCAGCAGCAGCAGCAGCAGCAGCAGCAGCAGCAGCAGCAGCAGCAGCAGCAGCAGCAGCAGCAGCAGCAGCAGCAGCAGCAGCAGCAGCAGCAGCAGCAGCAGCAGCAGCAGCAGCAGCAGCAGCAGCAGCAGCAGCAGCAGCAGCAGCAGCAGCAGCAGCAGCAGCAGCAGCAGCAGCAGCAGCAGCAGCAGCAGCAGCAGCAGCAGCAGCAGCAGCAGCAG